GGACUACCAGGUGGGGCCCGGCAGCGAGGGACAGAGUGACGACAGAGGGGCGGGGAGAGAUGGGCGGCAGCUCGAGGCCAGGGAAGGAGGGAGGAGACGCAGGGACGGGCGUGACGUUGUUGUUGUUGUUAGAUGCCCUCGAGUGGGUUCCGACUUAUAGCGACCCUGUGUACAACAGAAUGAAACACUGCCGGGUCCUGCGUCAUCCUCACAAUUGACGUAACAGGAGUGAUAAACCUGGCGGCCGGAGCGGGAAUGAGAGGCCGCCUGAGGGUGGGACGAGAGGAUUGACGUCUCAGGGGCGGGCCUAGAGGGUAGUGAAUGACAGCCAGAGAGGCCGGCCCCAAAGGUGGUGUGUCCGUAAGCCGUCGGUAUCAGCUCCCCAAGGAAUUCUUCCAGCUGAACUUCCGCAGCUUGGAGACUUCGUGUCGGAGGCGAGGGACGGGUUGCGGUCGCUGCCCGGGCCGCCACCUCCUGACCCUCUCUCAGCGCCCCCCUUCCCCUGGUGUCUGCCCUGAGGAGGUGGGGGAGAGGUGCAGAGAGAUCACGCGGGUCCGAAGGAGGUUUCCAUCUGCCAAGCCACCUGCCCUGUCCGAGCCCAGUGAAAUUCAGCCACCGGUAUCCACCCACCCCUGGUCGCACUGCGAGAUCUGUCUUCCUGGCGGGUCGGGGCGGGGCAACUCGAUAUUAGCGGGUCACCUUGGCAGCCCUGGGACAGCCCUGGUUUUGACCUGGCUGGCCAGGCCACUGUAGCAGAGGCUCUUCCCAGACUCGCCUCUGUAGCCGCGGGUCUUUGUACGUGUUUUCCUGAGCCUGUCCAGGCACCCUCAGGCUGACGCUGCCUGUCGCCCUGCAAGCCUCAGUGCUCCUUAAUCACUGCGCCCCCGAAGGGUUGGCAGAGCCUGCAUUCCUGCUGGUGAGCGGGGUAGGCCUCACCCUCCUGCCCAGACCACACCCGCUCUGUUCACCAGCACGCUCCCACCCAACUGGCCCCACUAUCUUGUUGUUAGGUGUCCUCAAGCCAGUUCCUACUCAUAGCAACCCUAUGAACAACAGUAGGAAAUAAUGCCUGUCCUGGGCCAUUCUCACAAUCAUUGUAAUGCUUGAACCCAUUGUUGCAGCCACUGUGUCAAUCUCAUUGAGGAUCUUUCUCUUUUUCGAUGGCCCUCUCCUUUACCAAGCAUGAUGUUCUUCUCUAGGGACUGAUCCCUCCUGACAACAUGUCCAAAGUAUGUGAGACGCAGUCUCGCCAUCCUUGCCUCUAAGGAGCAUUCUGGCUGCACUUCUUAAAAGACAGGCUUGUUCAUUUUUUUGGCAGUGCAUGGUAUAUUCAAUACUCUUCGCCAACAGCACAAUUCAAAGGCAUCGAUUCUUCUUCGGUCUUCCUUAUUCAUCGUCCAGUUUUUGCACGUAUAAGAGGUGACUGAAAACACCAUGGCUUGGGUCAGGCGCACCUUAGUCUUCAAGUAGGUUAGACCGGAGCAGACUGUGCUGCUGGAUCUCUCCUGACGUGGAAAACACGUCCAGAGUGCCACUGCUUGCCUCACUGAACCCCGAUCUGAGCGGCAGGGUGCCAGUUCCUGCCAGGUCUCAGCCUGUUCCUGCUGCACUCACAUGUAGGGCCCAUCGCGGUUCAGGACUUGGAGACACUGCUCCGCAUCGUCCUGCAGGCGGCGUACUGACGGAUAUCAACCGUGAGCCGCCCCCGGUGUCCAUCCGCGCCGUCGGUAGCCCUGGGGGACGGACGUCCAGACAGAUGUUCUCUGUCACAGCAUCGCCCCACAUCUGAGGCUUGGAGUUCCCACAGGGGUGGGGCUGGGGAAGGGCAGGAAAGAACAGAGGGUUGCAUUCCCCAAAUGCCUUCCCUUGGGAGGCUCUGAAAAGAUGAGGAAACUGAGGCCCAGAAAUGGAGCCCCUUGGCCGCCCAGGGAGGCAGUGGUAGAACCCAUCCAUACAUCUGGACACUCACUCCAGUGCAGUCACACCCUCCUCACCUCCAGGGGGCGCCCGCCUGCCUCUGGAGACAUCUGGCAAGACUAAAGGUAGGUAGUUCCCCAAAUGCCUGAAGGGGAUUUUUCCCUGCCCUCUGUCCAUAGUCUACUCUUUAGGACAUCUUGCUCAGUGUUGAAGAAGUAAGGUGGUCCUCUUGGCUUAAAACCAAAUCAAACCCGUUGCAGUCGAGUGGAUUCCGAUUCAUAGCGACCCUAUAGGACAGAGAGGAACUGCCCCAUAGCGUUUCCAAGGAGCACCUGGUGGAUUCGAACUGUUGACCUUUUGGUUAGCAGCCAUAGCUUUUAACCACUAGGCCACCAGGGCUACCCCUCUUGGCUUGAGGCCCCUCAAAUCUGAAAUUUCCUUCGUAGGGAAGGGGCAGCUUCUGGUAGAGGCCACUAUGGGGUGCUUGAGCAUGCCUAACUAGUCCUCAGACCUGGGGGUCUCUUGGAGAUCCAGGAGACUCCCAAGCGGUCUUUUUAGGGCUGUGUCUGUCCCUGCUGAGGUCUAGAAUGGAGGUGAUAUGCCUCCCGUCCACAUAGGAUCCCUCCAGCCCCUUCCUCUGAGCUCCUGUCCUUCCAGGCUCUUCUACCCCAGAGACUAAACUCCCUCCCUCCAGAAAUGGCUGGAGUUGGUCUGUGGCCUCACUGGGCAAAGGGCUGGGUGGGAGCUGGGCACACCUCACGGGCCCAGAGCCGUGAGAUCUAGAAAGUACAGGUCCCCAGGCCAGAAGAGUCACAGCUUUUAGCCAGCAGUCCACCAUCAAUGUACUAACACAAUCCCAGACCACAUUUACUGAACUCAUGCUCUCCUCCAUUUAGCCAUAUUUCCCCUGCCUACCUUCAGUGGUCUCCCAUUGUCUUUAGACUAAAAUUCAAGAUCUUCACCAAGCCUAUGAAGCCCUGCUUGGUGGUCCAGCCCCUCCCCAUCUUCCCCCCCCCCCCCCAGUAUUUCCCUCCCUUGUUAGACUUUGGACAAGCUGGCCUCCCUUAUGUUCUUUGAAUACACCCCGUGUUUUCCUGCCUCCGGGCCUUUGCACAAGCCAUUCCUUCUCCUGGAACUAGACUGUACACCCUGUAAAGGCAGGGGCUGUCUGGAUCUCAACAUCCCCAAGCAUUUAGCCACAUGAAUAGCAGACAUUCAGUACAUAAGUGACAACUGUAAUACCAGUACCAGCUGCUGUCAAGUUGACUCUGACUCAUGGUGACCCCAUGGGUGUCAGAGUAGAACCAUGCUCCAUGGGGUUUUCAAUAACUGGUAUUUCAGAAGUAGAUCACCAGGCUGUUUUCCCCAGGCAUCUCUGGGUGGGCUCGAACCUCCAACCUUUCAGUUAGCAGCUGAGCACGAGCGUGGACCAUUUAUACCACCCAGGGACUCCCAGCUGUGAUACCAAAAAAACAAACCAAACAUACUUCCGUUGAGUCGAUUCUGACUCAAAGCGACCCAAUACAACAGAGUUGAACUGCCCCAUAGGGUUUCCAAGGAGCGGCUGGUGGAUUUGAACUGCUGACCUUUUGGUCAGCAGCCGAGCUCUUAACCACUGUGUCGCCAGGGCUUCCCCAGCUGCAAUAGGUCAUAGUAAAUAAUUCUCAAAUAAAUGUGUCUGAUGCUUUCUUAUUAACUGAUUCAGUCUUUACAGCAGCCCUGUGAGGUAGGAACUAUUAUUAGCUUCCUUCUUAGAAAUAAAAACAGGGCCUCAGAGACCUUAAGCUCUUGGUUGGAGGUCACACAGCAAAAGUCUGAGCCCCAGCAGGAGUUCUCUCACUUGGUAUGGGGGGAGGUACAUCACAGGCCAACUCCCAAAUCCUUGAAGGCUUCCUGGAGGAGGAGGCAUUUGGGCAUGGGCUGGAAGACUUGGGUCUGCAAAGGCUGAAAGAGAGCAUUCCAGGCAGAGGGAGCAGCAAUGAGCAAAGGUGUGGAGGCGGGGAGACCCUGCUUCUGGGACUGCUCAUCUCAGAGGGCUGGGACCACUGGGACACACAGAGCCGGGACUCAGGCGCUGUCAGCUAUGGGUCUCCAGAGGCAGGAGCCCCGUGGAUGGGGGAACUGAGGUGGGGAGUUGCUCUGCAGUCCAUCUCCCCAGGCUGUGGCCCCCAGGGACGCGGGUUGGGCGCUCCCACGCCGAGACGAGGCAGGACGUUCCCACGCGGCGGCGUCCCUGGGGAAAGCUGUGGGGCGGGCCCAAGGGCUGGCGCUGCGCUCAGGUCCCUCCGCAGCCCUUUCUCCGUUACUCGCUCCGAAGACUGAGGUUGCUGGCCGCUGCCGCCAAGGCUGUGAGAUGCUGUCCAGAGCCACCUGGAGCCUGGUGCUGAGACAAGGAGGACUUGGAAUGCGAGGGAUACACAGCCCAGGAGGCACUGCCCAGGGUGAGGGGAAGAUGCCCCCCUACACCAGCUACCACGCCGAGCGCUCCUACCCAAUGCCAGAUGAGCCCUUUUGCACAGAGCUCAGCACCGAGCAGCGGGCCCUGAAGGAGAAGGAGAAGGGCAGUUGGACCAAGCUGACCCAUGCCGAGAAGGUGGCCUUGUACCGGCUCCAAUUUCAUGAGAGCUUCGCAGAGAUGAACCGUCGCUCCAACGAGUGGAAGACAGUGAUGGGAGGUGUCUUCUUCUGCUUUGGAAUCACAGCUCUGCUGAUUUGGUGGCAGCGGGUCUAUGUGUUCCCGGAGAAACCCAUCACCCUGACAGAUGAGUGGAAGGCCAAGCAGCUCCAGCGCAUCCUGGAUAUGAAAGGCAACCCUGUGCAAGGCCUGGCCUCCCGAUGGGACUACGACAAGAAGGAGUGGAAGAAGUGACACUGCACUCUAGCCUGCUGUCCCUGCAGUCCCUCCUCUGAUGGCUCUGCCUCUGGCAGCCUCUCCCCUGCCCUUCACCUCAAUAAAGCUGGGCCUGUUUGCUUCUG
Loxodonta africana (African savanna elephant) is the source of this 4893-nucleotide messenger RNA. RefSeq names its product cytochrome c oxidase subunit 4 isoform 2, mitochondrial. The transcript is spliced from 8 exons. The record is from RefSeq and is a predicted model, not a curated record. Lineage: Eukaryota; Metazoa; Chordata; Mammalia; Proboscidea; Elephantidae. Gene Ontology annotation, biological process: mitochondrial electron transport, cytochrome c to oxygen. The coding region runs from base 4271 to 4786 and encodes 171 amino acids.